GUUGAGGCUAAGUUGGGCGCUUGGCGGGUGGGUUGUUGGAGGAAGCGGUGGGGCAAAAUAGGGGGCAGCUGCGGAGUCGAUUUUGGGGGUGAAAAAAAUGCCCCUCGCGGUCUGCUUCCAAGGCUAGUACCAAACGAAUAUCCCCCCUUCCUACAUCACCCGCCUUCAAGUGAAAUCUGUUUGAGCAGCUCCGAAAAGACGCUUUUAUGCAGGAAUAUAGAGAGCCCAUUGAAGAAGGCAAAGAGGCCUUGUGUGAAUCGUUUCUAAAUCUAAAUAGCAGGAGUGGAGAGACAGCGACUCGCGACUGCGCUAUGAAGAGAGUGAGCAGCUUCCAGAGGUUUAUGAAUAGCCGAGCAGCCAGCAACUGCAGAUACCAACCUACAUGUUAUGAACAUGCUGCAAACUGCUACACACAUGCUUUCCUUAUAGUCCCUGCUUUUCUUGGUACAUCUCUGCUUUACCGCCUGUCUGAUGACUGCUGGGAGAAGCUUACAGCCUGGGUAUAUGGGAUGGGCCUAUGUGCCCUAUUCCUGGUUUCUACAGUAUUCCACAUAAUUUCAUGGAAGAAAAGCCAUAUGAGAAUGAUGGAGCACUGUUUUCAUAUGUGUGAUCGAAUGGUUAUUUAUUUCUUCAUUGCAGCCUCAUAUGCACCAUGGCUGAACCUUCGUGAACUUGGUCCAUUGGCUGCACAUAUGAGAUGGUUUGUCUGGAUAAUGGCAGCUGGAGGGACUAUAUAUGUAUUUAAAUUUCAUGAAAAGUAUAAACUAAUUGAACUCUUCUUCUAUCUAACGAUGGGGUUUUUCCCUGCUUUGGUUGUGACAUCAAUGAACAACACAGACGGGCUGCAGGAGCUGGCAUUGGGAGGCUUUGUCUACUGUCUGGGGGUGAUUUUCUUUAAAAGUGAUGGCAUCAUUCCGUUUGCACACGCCAUCUGGCAUAUCUUUGUUGCUAUGGCUGCUGCUGUGCACUACUAUGCUAUUUGGAAAUACCUUUACAAAAGCCCUUCUAAAGACUUGAUCAAAGACGUAUGAGAAAGACGGGAUCUGUGUGAAUCUGGUCUUUCUGUGUCUCCCCCCCCCACCACCUUUACAAGAUGCACUAACACACAACACUAUAUUUCAGAGUGUUUUUACACAUACUGUGAAAAAAAAAAAUGCUUUCACAUUCUUGCACAUUUUGAGUACAACUUUGUUAGGCCAAAAAAAAAAAACAACAACACACUUUUUGCCAAGUUUACAGGUGUAGCGUUUAUCAUUGUAAUGCAGAAUUUGCAGUAUUGUCCUUGAUGAUUAAUAUCUCCCACAAACCAGGAGAAGGAAAAAGUUACCCUACUGUAACUUGUGCUCUGGCGAGGAAGACAUUUUUAUUGUUCACUUUUGAGUCUGGAGCACAUUCUUCAAAAAAAAGGAAAUAAGGCUUUAAUUUCAAGACACAGUACUAAACUAAACAUAGGAUGAAUGAAUGUGCCACCAUCGGUCCAGAAUC
Molecule: messenger RNA, 1485 nt
Organism: Erpetoichthys calabaricus (reedfish)
Lineage: Eukaryota; Metazoa; Chordata; Cladistia; Polypteriformes; Polypteridae
Gene: mmd
Product: monocyte to macrophage differentiation-associated
Exons: 7
Coding region: 207-1031 (274 amino acids)
Cellular component (GO): membrane
Molecular function (GO): pore-forming activity
Source: RefSeq, a predicted model, not a curated record